Messenger RNA from Penicillium subrubescens, 1860 nucleotides. RefSeq lists its product as uncharacterized. Gene Ontology annotation, molecular function: beta-galactosidase activity. Gene Ontology annotation, cellular component: vacuole. The record is from RefSeq and is a predicted model, not a curated record. Gene Ontology annotation, biological process: carbohydrate metabolic process. The transcript has a single exon. NCBI's taxonomy places the organism in Eukaryota, Fungi, Ascomycota, Eurotiomycetes, Eurotiales, Aspergillaceae. The coding region runs from base 1 to 1860 and encodes 619 amino acids.
AUGAUCCUCAAGUUGCUCUUCCUUGCCUACGGGCUAUUUUCCACAGCAAAAGUAACCGCCCCAUUUACCUGGAACAACGAGACCUUCCUUCUUCAUGGCAAACCUUUCCAAAUCAUCGGAGGUCAAAUGGACCCCCAGCGCAUCCCAAACGAGCUCUGGGCUGAUCGCCUCUCGAAAGCACGAGCAAUGGGACUGAACACUAUCUUCUCCUAUGUGUAUUGGGACCAACUCGAGCCCUCGAAGGGCACAUGGGAGUCCAGCGGGAAUAACGACAUUGCUCGGUACUUCAAGACCGCGCAGGAGCAGGGGUUGAAUGUAGUUCUCCGUCCUGGUCCGUAUAUUUGUGGCGAGCAUGAAUGGGGUGGAUUCCCGGCUUGGUUGAGUGAGGUUCCUGGGAUGGUGGUUCGCGCGAACAAUAAACCUUUCCUGGAUGCCACUCAAUCUUAUAUCGAUAAUCUCGCGAAAGAUCUGGAGGCCCUUUCAAUUAACAAGGGGGGUCCUAUAUUGAUGGUUCAGGUUGAAAACGAAUAUGGUUCCUACGGCUCCGACCACCAGUACGUCGGCGCAUUGCGAGACAUGUUCAAAAACGCAUUCGGCCUACCACUCUAUACCAACGACGGCGGUGCAAAAUCGAUGCUCGAAGGCGGCCAGAUUCACGGCGCACUCGCCGAGACAGACGGUGAUCCCAAGACAGGAUUUAGUGCUCGCAACCAGUAUGUCACCGAUCCAACCAGUCUGGGUCCACAGCUCGACGGUGAAUACUACGUGACCUGGCUAGACCAGUGGGCAAGCAACAAGAGCUUUGCAACGGACUCAGGGGAUGCUCCGAGUAUCCAGCAAGUUCAGUCUGAUCUUGACUGGAUCCUGAAGCAGAAUGGCUCGUUUAGUAUCUACAUGUUCCAUGGUGGAACGAAUUGGGGCUUCCAGAAUGGAGCUGACUGGGGUGAUGCUCUGGAGCCUAUUACUACGAGCUAUGACUACGGUGCUCCUCUUGAUGAGAGUGGCAGAUCUAAUGAUAUUUAUCAUGCGAUUCGCCAGACUAUCGGAUCCCAUGUCGGUGCAGAUAGUAUCCCGCCUGUUCCGGUCGACAAGCCAGUGGUUGAAAUACCCCCGAUCAAGCUGUCGCCAUAUAUGAGUCUAUUUGAUUCUCUGCCGAAGCCUGUUAGUAAACAUUAUCCAGUCAACAUGGAGGCUGUUGGUCAGUCGACAGGAUUUAUCUUAUAUCGACAUGUCGUUGAUUCGGCCAUGAACGGUACUCUCCAACCCGGUGACUCUCCCAGAGAUCGAGUCCUUGUCUAUGUCAAUGGUCAUCGAGUUGGAGUCAUCGACAAUACAUACCCUGCACCGAGCACCGUCAAGCUAAACCUGAAGAAACACGAUGUCCUGGACUUACUCAUCGAAAACCUGGGCCGAGUCAACUACGGACCAAGAAUCAUUGACCAACGCAAGGGAAUUGUCGGAAACGUCACAGUCGGUGGAAAUGUUCUCGCUAAUUGGGAUAUCUAUCCCCUCCCAUUAAAUACACCGCCAACUCCCACAUCAUCAAAUGCAAAGACCUCACGGCCUUCAGCUGGAUCCGACCCUAUCUUCUACACCGGCACUUUCGACGUGGAUACAGUGGGGGAUACAUUCCUUGAGCUUCCAGGAUGGAUCAAGGGGGCUGUCUGGGUGAAUGGCGUGAAUCUAGGCCGCUAUUGGAUCAUUGGGCCCCAGCAGACGUUGUAUCUUCCAGGGGUCUAUUUGAGAGAGACUGGGAACAAGAUUGAUGUUCUUGCAUUGGAGCCCACAGGGAAUGAGGGUUCUGUUAGUGGUAUUACGUCUCGUAAAUGGGGGAAUCAUCCUGAUCCAGAUGCUCCAUAA